GUGUCACAUGAACGUGCACCACCAGCAUUACCAGAAAAUCACGGACAGAAGUUACACACUUUGCUCCUUUCCUUUCGCACACGCAGACUCUCUCUCUCACACACACACACACAAGCAUCUUGUUUUUCUCUCUCUUGAAUUGUUGAGAUCUCCUCUCAUUUUGCCUUAGUGGGUGAAGAUGUUUAUCGACAAUUUCAAGGUAGAGAGCCCGAAUGUGAAAUACACAGAGACUGAGAUUCAUUCUGUGUACAACUACGAGACCACAGAACUGGUUCAUGAGAACAGGAAUGGGACCUACCAAUGGAUUGUCAAGCCCAAAUCCGUCCAAUACGAGUUCAAGACCGAUACCCAUGUCCCAAAACUAGGGGUUAUGCUCGUCGGAUGGGGUGGAAACAAUGGCUCGACCCUCACUGGUGGUGUUAUUGCAAAUCGGGAGGGAAUCUCUUGGGCAACAAAAGAUAAGGUACAACAAGCCAACUAUUUUGGAUCACUCACUCAAGCAUCCACCAUCCGAGUUGGGUCUUUCAAUGGAGAGGAAAUUUAUGCCCCAUUUAAGAGUCUUCUCCCAAUGGUUAACCCAGAUGACGUGGUGUUUGGGGGUUGGGACAUAAGUGACAUGAAUUUGGCAGAUGCCAUGGCCAGGGCUAGGGUGUUUGACAUUGACCUGCAGAAGCAGCUGAGGCCCUACAUGGAAUCCAUGGUCCCACUCCCCGGGAUCUACGACCCUGAUUUCAUUGCUGCCAAUCAGGGCUCACGUGCCAACAACGUGAUCAAAGGGACCAAGAAGGAGCAGGUUGAGCAAAUUAUUAAAGAUAUCAGGGCGUUCAAGGAGAAGAGCAAGGUGGACAAGGUGGUGGUGCUUUGGACUGCUAAUACAGAGAGAUACAGCAAUGUAAUUGUAGGGUUAAAUGACACAAUGGAGAGCCUAUUUGCUUCCGUAGACAAGAAUGAGGCUGAGAUAUCUCCUUCAACCUUGUAUGCCAUUGCUUGUGUGCUUGAAAACAUUCCCUUCAUCAAUGGAAGCCCUCAGAAUACCUUUGUCCCAGGGCUGAUUGAUUUGGCCAUAAGCAGGAACAGUUUGAUUGGUGGAGAUGACUUCAAGAGUGGUCAGACGAAAAUGAAGUCUGUACUUGUUGAUUUCCUAGUUGGAGCUGGUAUCAAGCCAACCUCAAUUGUGAGCUAUAACCAUUUGGGAAACAAUGAUGGAAUGAAUCUCUCUGCCCCCCAAACUUUCCGCUCCAAAGAAAUCUCAAAAAGCAAUGUGGUAGAUGACAUGGUCUCUAGCAAUGCUAUCCUUUUCGAGCCCGGUGAGCAUCCCGAUCAUGUGGUUGUCAUCAAGUAUGUGCCGUAUGUUGCGGAUAGCAAGAGGGCCAUGGACGAGUACACAUCGGAGAUAUUCAUGGGUGGGAAGAACACCAUAGUGAUGCACAACACGUGCGAGGAUUCCUUGUUGGCGGCUCCAAUCAUUUUGGACUUGGUCCUCCUUGCUGAGCUUAGCACUCGCAUUCAGCUCAAAGCAGAAGGAGAGGGUAAAUUUCACUCAUUCCAUCCUGUGGCUACCAUCCUCAGCUACCUCACCAAGGCCCCUCUUGUACCACCGGGCACACCAGUGGUGAAUGCGCUGUCAAAGCAGCGGGCUAUGCUGGAAAACAUUCUGAGAGCUUGUGUUGGAUUGUCUCCUGAGAACAACAUGAUUUUGGAGUACAAGUGAAAAGAAGCAGAAGUGUUGGGAGAAAGGUCUCUUCAAGAUUGGUUUUGCAACUCUCUUCUGUUUUCGUGUCUGUUUUCUAGAGAAAAGGAUCUGCUAAAUGUUUCUGAAAGAUCUAAUAUCUAUGGUCAUUAGAUUUGUGUAAGAUCUAUAUCCUGGUUUUCUAGGUGGAAAUUCAUGGGUACUCUGUUUGUUCUGGCUCAGUUUAGAGCAAACACCGACGUUUUCUUAAUGGAAAUGGAUAUAUUCUGAAGUA
This is a messenger RNA of Rhododendron vialii, 1964 nucleotides long. Its product is annotated as inositol-3-phosphate synthase. The transcript is spliced from 10 exons. Gene Ontology annotation, molecular function: inositol-3-phosphate synthase activity. The record is from RefSeq and is a predicted model, not a curated record. Gene Ontology annotation, biological process: phospholipid biosynthetic process; inositol biosynthetic process. Gene Ontology annotation, cellular component: cytoplasm. Bases 179 to 1711 code for a protein of 510 amino acids. NCBI's taxonomy places the organism in Eukaryota, Viridiplantae, Streptophyta, Magnoliopsida, Ericales, Ericaceae.